CUGUUCUCCAUCUCAGAAUCAAAAAGCAAAUAUCCCAACUUCUAUCUUUUACUCUCGGCCAUCAAGCAUUUUAUUCCGGUAACUACGAGCAGCCAUCGGCCGCCCUGUCAGUACCCCUGGCCGCCGGCCAUUAUAGAUCCUGUUCCCGAGCAGCAAACUGAGCCAGACGGACCCCGUCAGCCAUCGUUAUCUCGAGUCGAGCCAUCAGCCCGAGCCGUCGAUCUGCUCGCCAUUAGUCGUCGAUUCCCGAACCUCGGUCCACGUCCGAUUUUCCCCGACGUGACACGAAGCACGAAUUCAAAGCCAUCGCCGGGAACGUCAAGAACACCACGAGCCCUUCCCGUCGGGUUAUCACAGCAGCCUCCGUCCGCCACAUCGCACGCCCAGGACCGCCGUGAGCAAGCCGCAGACGUCCGCUACAACCGCCGCGAGCGCGAGCUCCUCCCAUCGCCGCCCCUGUUGACGGAAUCCGAGGGCAGCACCCCAGCCGCCUUCCAGCAAAAAUCCGUCACUAGUCAGUCGCUGAGGUCUCGAGCGGCCGCCACCUUGGGAAUCGAAUCGCCGAGCGCUGCCAAAUUUCGAGGUCCAGACGCCACUCGACCACCGGCCAGAUUUGUAGAGAAAUUGGUGAGCGAGGAAGAAGCGAAAUUGAUGGCGGUAAUUAAAAUUUCUGGUGUUGGUGCGAAUGGAUUGAACAUGGGAGAGAAUUUGGGAGAAGAAAUUGAAUGA
This is a messenger RNA of Striga asiatica, 729 nucleotides long. NCBI's taxonomy places the organism in Eukaryota, Viridiplantae, Streptophyta, Magnoliopsida, Lamiales, Orobanchaceae. The record is from the annotation of a GenBank genome assembly.